Racocetra fulgida is the source of this 588-nucleotide messenger RNA. NCBI's taxonomy places the organism in Eukaryota, Fungi, Glomeromycota, Glomeromycetes, Diversisporales, Gigasporaceae. The record is from the annotation of a GenBank genome assembly.
AUGAAUUGGGAUUGUCCUGAAUCAUUAAACUUACCAUUAUUCAUAUCUACUCUAAAAAACCUUCAUCAAACCGGCUCAUUGCCAACAACAUUCAUAUCUAAUGAAGUACAGAAUAUUUAUAAAGAUGUUAAAGGGAAUGGAUUAGAUCAGCUGGUCAAACGAUUGUCAUUGAGAAUUAAUAAGGUAUUAAAUGCAUCAACAGGAGGUGAUAAUAAAAACAAUGAAUGGUAUUUCGUAUUGGUAGAUGGAUUUUUAUUAUACUAUGACCCUGAGGUUGUAGAAGAAUUAGAUAUCAAAUUGUUUGUUAAGGCAGAUCGUGAAACUUUAAAAAAACGAAGAGAAGAACGGGAUGAAUAUUUUACAGUUGAAGAUUAUUUUGAUAAAAUAGUUUGGCCAAAUUAUGUUGAGUUUCACAAGCAUUUAUCUAUUAAAGGACAAUCAUCCGGUUUGAUAGAUGGUGUAAAAAGUGGAUGGAAGGUUAUUGAAGAUUUGGUCGUUUUGGAUACAAAUAAGGAAGAUGAUUUUGGAGAAAACCUUGAGAAAGCUGUUGAAAUUGUGAUAAAAUUUAUUGAAAAAAAAUUUGCAUAG